GCGCGUCGUAGCGGUGAUCCGCCCAAACAAAGUGUACUGGACUCGCAGCCAAACCCACUACAACCACCAUGUAAACCUACAAAAUGCACCCGAAACGGACAGAAACCAUGGCAACAGACUCACAAAACACAGAAGAAACAUCCUAGCAGCGAUCUAGCAGGAAAAAUCGUCCGACAACAUGGCGAAACCCGUUGUUUUGGACACGGACAGCGGAGAGCUGGAGGAGAUCGGCCGGCGUCUCCAUGACGACGGGCUGGACCCCAAGGUGGACGAUGAGCUGAAGCUCCGCCACGUCUGGCGCCUCUACCAGAGGUCAGAGGUCAGCCUGAAGUCCGCCCUUGGAGACAUCCAGGACCUGAAGCUGCAGCAGGCGGAGGAGAUGAAGGAGGUGGAGAACUAUGUGGAGCACAUCCGGAGCCUGUCGGAGGAGCGUGAGGCACUCACCAGCGAGUUCGAGGCCGAGAACGAGAUUCUGCGUAACGAACUCGAGCAACGCAAGCUGGAGUGUGAUGCCAUAGCAGAAGUACGAGAGAUGCUCCAACAGGAGGGCCUGCAGCAGGUGGCUGAGUCCGGGCUAAGUGAGCAGGUGGCCUACCUGCUGGUGGAGAGAGCCAGACUAAUGGAUGAACUGGAGACUGCAGCAGAAAAGCGCCCCCUACACCCAGCCAACAGCAGUGCAGACGUGGACCAGCUCAGGCAGCUGUUGGAGAGGGAACGGGCCGAUCAUGAGGAGGAGCUCAAACAGCAGCGGGAGAACAUGAUGAGGGUCAAGGAGAGCCUCACCAAGGUCCACGACCAUGAACUUCACGAGCUGAGCAGGUCCAAGGAGGAGUUGGAAGAGGAGCUGGGUCUCGCCAGGAGCCAGCUUCUUAAGUCUCAGGAGUUCAAGAUGGAUGCGGACAGUCUUGAUGCAGCUAAACUCACAGCGGAGCUGGAAACUGCACGGGAGGAUCUACAGCAGGACCUGGACCAGCUGCAGGCCAGGUUCUACAGGGUGGAGCAGGAGAGGGAUGCACUGCAGAAGGAGGUAUCCAGACUACAGUUAGAACAGAGAGAAGACAGGAACAGACUCGACAGGCAGGUGUCAUCGCUAGACGAGAGCACACAGAACCUUAGGCAGCAACUGGACAAGAGCAAGAGAGAACUCAGCGAUUCGCAGGCAUCCUGCCGGACGUUAGAGGACGAGAAACGAUCCUUGGAGAUGAGACUAGAGUUUGCUAAGAAGGACCUGGAAGCAGUGAAAGACAGAGAAAGACAAGCCAUUACACAAAAGGAGAGUUUAGCAUCAUCAGGGGAAGGUGCACAAAGAAGGCUGAACAUCCAGAUCUCUGAGCUGCAGAGUGAGAAUGAGCAGCUCCAGCGACAACUACAGGACUCAAGGGGUGACCUGCAGAGGGAGCGCACACGCAGCCGGGAGAUGAGCGCUCAGGUGUCGGAAACACAACAUCAGCUGGAGAGACUGCACAGUCUACAGGAGGAGGUGAACUCCUUAGAGACAGAGAAGACAUUACUACAGGAGAAGAUUUACGAGGAGUCCAAACACAGACAGCAGCUGCAGAGAGACCUGGACGACCUCAGGUCACAGUUUCAGCAGGAGAAAAUGGAGAUGCAGAGUAAAGUGGAGAAACAGAAGAAGGAAACCCGAGACGCCCAGCUGGCUCUGGAGGCAGCCAAUCGGGAGAGAGAACUGCUGCAGAUUCAACAGAGGUCACAUGACCAGGGAGACAAGGUAACGGAGCUGUCUGCCAGACUCCAGGGCAUGGAGGGUGAGAGGGAGGGUCUGAAGAGGACUAGUCAGCUCCUGGAGGAUACAAACAAGCAUCUCGAGGAAAAGCUUGCCAGUGCAGAGCAGUCAUGUGAUGACCUCAGGGACACGGUGCAACUGCAGAAAAAUGUCAAUGCAGACUUGUCCACUCAGCUAGAGGAGGCCACGGAGCGUGCGAGUAACGCUCGGCGGGAAACCGCGACCUUACGGGACCAGGUCAGCCGUCUGAGCGGACAGCUUCUGGAGCAGAGGGACGAGACACGUGACAAACUGUCCCGUCUGGAGUCAGAAAUCGCUGAUCUCCAGUCACAGCUGGAGAGAGAGAAAAGUCGGUCCAAACUCCAGACCAGCUCUGCACAGACGCGACUGGAGGAGGCUGAGGCUCAGUGUGAGUCUCUUAGGGCACAGCUGGAUGCCAAGAACCAGGAGCUACACAGUGCCCACGUACAGACAGGGAAGGUACAGUCUGACACCUCCUCCCUUCAGGCCAAACUGGAGGCAGAGAAACGCCUGAGACAAGACACAGAGGACAGGAACAACAUGCUGGAACAGGAGAUCUCCAAGGUGUGGGGCCAGAUGAAGGAAGGGUUGGAGAGAAUUUCCCGUGCAGAGUCUGAGAGGGAUCAGCUCAGGCAGCAGCUGGACAUGUUAAAGAGCAGACAGGGCAGCAGAGAGUCAUUGGAAGCUACCAGAAGUCGGGCAGAGGAAGCUGAGAGACAGGUGAAGGAGUCCCAGUACAAGCUGCAGAGAGUUGCUGAGGAGGCCAGGAGGUCCAAAGAGGAGCUGGAGAGGAAAAGUAACGACCUGGCGACCCUCAGGAGACAGCUGCAGGAGGAGAAGAUGGACAGGGUUCAAUCGGAGCAGCAGCUGGAGAGCGCGAGGCAGGAGCUGGGUCAGCUGAGGGACAUGGAAGCGAGGCUGAAGGUCACCAACUCCCAGCUGCAGCACAAGGUCAUGUCUGUGGACGAGGAGAACAAGUCUGUGGCUGACAUGCACCAACUGUCGGAGCUUGGUAAACAGUCCAUGCUGCGUCAGGUCCAAACCCUGCAGCAGGAAGUGGAAACCCUGCAGCGGCAGGUUGUCGAGGCGACCAGCAAGUUGGACCUACAGAUCCGCAGAUACGACCAGCGGAAACUCAAGUACAAGAACAAGAUCAACAGGGCAAAGGACAUCAUCCAGCGAGAGAAGGGGAUGCGGGAGGAAGCGGUCCAGUCGACAGAGGAGGAGCUGAGCAGAGUGAAGUCCCAGCUGCAGAGGGAGCUGGAUUGGAAGAAGAGUCUGGACUCUGACCACAAGAAACUCCUGCAGGACAAGAGAGACUUGUUAACCAGAUUAACAGAGGCGGAUGAAUCUGUGCGGGACAUGAAGCGUACCGUAUCGUCCUCCGAGUAUCGCUGCCGGUUCUUGGAGCAGGAGAACUCCCAGCUGCAGGAGAGGUUAGACGCUCUGAACAGGCAGAAGGACAGACUGGACAGACUGGUGCGAGACUACCGGAUAGAGAAACAGAGAGAGGCCAUCACGAGAUCGCUGACGUCCAUCCCUCAGUCGUUAGACUCGGAGUUCAUCUCAGCGAGACCCAGCAGCGGCCUGGGCACCUCCCUCAGCUCUCACAUCUUAGAUGGUCAACAUGACCUGGGCACACCUUACCAUCACUCCUCACCCAUCCUCAACAGUUACCUGAGCCAGGUGAACUACUCACCUGGUACAGAAGAGGAUCUGGAUAACUCCACGUACUACAAAGAAUGAAGGGGAAUGGCUUCAAAAUAAUGUUACGUAAGAUGCAGUGUGCAUGGUCGUUACCUUGGAUGUAAGUUUAGAAAAAUAUUUUUUCUACUGUAACAGAUGAGCUGUUCAGUAUAAGGACCCUGCAUGAUAGCUAAAGGGUAUUCUUGGGGUAGUCAUGGAUGUGUCGUAAGAAAUCCAGCAGUCUUGUUAAUAUGUUAAAGGCUGUUAUAUACCCUUUUUUAUGUCAUACUUGUGACGCGAAAACGUUCUA
Molecule: messenger RNA, 3761 nt
Organism: Branchiostoma floridae (Florida lancelet)
Lineage: Eukaryota; Metazoa; Chordata; Leptocardii; Amphioxiformes; Branchiostomatidae
Product: early endosome antigen 1-like
Exons: 26
Coding region: 179-3511 (1110 amino acids)
Source: RefSeq, a predicted model, not a curated record